UCCCCGGGCGCUGCUGAGGCCAUGCUCCGGCUGCGCCUGCUGACCUGGGAUGUGAAGGACACUCUGCUGCGGCUGCGGCAGCCCGUGGGCCAGAGCUACGCGGCCGAGGCGCGGGCCCAGGGGCUGCAGGUGCAGCCCGAGGCUCUGGGGCGCUCCUUCCGUGAGGUGUACGGGGCCCAGAGCCGGCGCUUCCCCAACUACGGCCACGGCCAGGGGCUCAGCUCCCGGCAGUGGUGGCUGGAUGUGGUCAAACAGAGCUUCAGGCUCUCGGGCGUGCAGGACGAGGCAGCCCUGACGAAGCUGGCGGAAAAGCUCUACCGCGAUUACUGCAGCCCCCACAACUGGGAGCUGCUGCCCGGGGCCGCCGAGACCCUGAGCCGGUGUCGCCAGCUCGGCUUCUGCAUGGGAGUCGUCUCCAACUUCGACAGCCGGCUGGAAGCCAUCCUCUCGCAGUGCAAGCUGCGGCAGCACUUCCAGUUCGUGCUCACCUCCGAGGCCGCGGGUUUCGCCAAGCCGGACCGGAGGAUCUUCGAGCAGGCGCUGCGGCUCGGCGGGGCCCGGCCCGAGCAGGCGGCUCACAUCGGGGAUGAUUACAGCAGGGACUACCGGGCAGCCCGGGCUGCGGGCAUGCACAGCUUCCUGCUGAGGGCUGCUGAGCACGGCCAGGGGCCGCGGGUGCCCCCCGAGCACCUCCUGCCCACGCUCGGCCACCUCCUGGCUCGCAUCGAGAAGGAGUAGCUGCGGUUCGGAGGGGUCUGGUGCUUCUCCCGAGCUCUGAGCUGGCCUGAUGUGGCAUUUCUUGCUGCCAGGUGAGCAGGGAAGACAGCAAGUCCAAGCUGCCUAUGGAGCAGGAGGAAUGUUCAUGCAAUAAAACAUUUCUGAUGCCCA
Messenger RNA from Parus major (Great Tit), 888 nucleotides. RefSeq names its product haloacid dehalogenase like hydrolase domain containing 3 (gene HDHD3). Bases 22 to 738 code for a protein of 238 amino acids. The record is from RefSeq and is a predicted model, not a curated record. The transcript has a single exon. NCBI's taxonomy places the organism in Eukaryota, Metazoa, Chordata, Aves, Passeriformes, Paridae.